AUGAAGGAUGAAGAUGAAGAACUUGUAAGAGAAGUAUGGAAAAUGUUUUUUGACGGGGCAUCCAAUAUAAUGGAGCAUGAUUUCAACUGCACAAACAAUCUUGCUGAAUAUGAAACAUAUGUCAUGGGGCUACAAAUGACUAUUGAAAAGAAGAUUGAAAUGCUAGAAGUAUAUAGGGAUUCAACCUUGAUAAUUUAUCAACUAAAAGAAGCAGCUUCGUAUGCUAGUAGUAUUAUGCGAUCAGUUGUGUGUAAAUUUAUAAAAAGAGAGAUAAUAUAUCGGUAUAGGCUCUUGAAAAGGAUCAUCUCAGAUAAUGCUAGCAAUUUAAACAAUAAAAUGAUGAAAAAAUUAUGUGCACAGUUCAAGAUUAAGCAUCAUCAUUCAACACCAUAUCGCCCAAAAAUGAAUGAUACAGUGUUGAUGAAGAUAAAAUUGGAUGAGGCAGAAUUGGCUCAGGAUUUUUUCAAGCAAUUGAAUCUUAUUGAAGAGAAAAGGCUCUUAGCACUCAAUUAUAGACAAAUGUAUCAAAAAAAAAUCAUGCGAGCACAUGACAAAAAGAUACGACCCCGAUACUUUUGCGAGGGCGAAUUGGUUUUGAAAAGGAUUUUACCAUAUCAGCAUAACAAUAGAGAAAAAUGGACGCCCAAUUGA
Molecule: messenger RNA, 651 nt
Organism: Durio zibethinus
Lineage: Eukaryota; Viridiplantae; Streptophyta; Magnoliopsida; Malvales; Malvaceae
Source: RefSeq, a predicted model, not a curated record